GCUCUCUGGCUUAGCAACAGAAUGCUUGAGCUUCAUUGACCAUCGUAAGUCGAGGAUUACUUACGGGGAGACGUCACCCCCUACCACAUUUCAAUCCUGGCCAAGAUGCUAGUCCUCGUGGGUUGGCUGUUUUUUGGCUGUUUUUUGCACUUGAAUACCCUUAAAAAGUUUGCUUUGCAGAGUGAGAUAGGCCUGGACUGUCCUACGUUUUAAGGCCAUUAGUGCAAAAAACAAGACUGCACCAGAGGCAUGUGCGAACUGCCCCCCUCCCUUUCUGAGCAGGAAAGUGUUAAACGGGGGAGGAGAUCAUGUUUCGGGAAAGGAAGUAGAUUUAAUCUGGAGCUGACUGUACACCGAUAAGGAUCGCCUAGGGGAGGGCCCAUGCUAUGAGAUAAUCUAUUUUGGAAAUAGGAUGUGAGCUUUGAUACCCAUGUAGUGUUGAGUAUCUCCAGCACGUGUUGCUCAAAACGAUGGGUGGGGCAGAAAUGGGAAAAAAAAUGAGGGGUGGGGGCAGCAUUGUCACACAGGAGGCCCCCUUUGUGUCUUUAAAAACUGCAUCCUUCUCUGACUUCUCCGUAUAAUUCUAGAAAAUCAGGUUGGUACUCCCAAAGGCCUGGCACUAAAGGAAAGCUGACGGGGAGGGAAGAGGAAAAACAAAAACAGCCAAUCUAGAUAUUCACUGUUAAUAGCCUCUUUCUGAGCGACUCCAAUGUAAAGUUUCAACUUUACUAAGAAGCCACUCCAAAUUUUCCUGGAGAGAGCUUGUCGUUUUGUAUUGUGUGUUUGGUUUUCAUCUUACCACGUCUUUAAAAAUACAGACAAAGUUCAUUCCGACAGGUGUUAAAGUGUGGCUAGAAGAAAAGCGGAUAUGAACCAAGGGCAAAAGUUAAACCAGUAUAAAACCAAAAGGAAACAUUGAACAGGGCAAUUUGUUUCGUGGCGAGAGAGCCUGCAGGCAAAUUUAAUCAAUGACUAAAAGAAUAAAAUCAAUGAUGGUCUAAAAAUAAACCUAGGUUUGAAUCGUAACGGUGUGCUUUGGCUUCUUAACUAUGGUUAGCUUGAUCCAGUGGUGGAAUCGAGCCAUGAUAGCAAUAAACCAUGAUGGAGAAUUUCCGACGCUGAAGCCAGUGCCAGGAAAAGUUGAGUUCCCACAACCGCUCAGGACAGCAACAUCUAUUUAUCUUCAUCUCCGUGGUAUUUAUUGAAAUGAUAAAGAAAAGAAAAUUGCCCUUAUUUUUCAGGGUUAGCGGUUAUGACGAAAAAAAUAACAGGUGGCAGUUUGGGCAGAAAAUUCAGAAUUUCCCUCUGGAAUUAGAGAUGAGGGGUGGAUUCUGAGAAUUUAAAAAAAAAAUAAUAGUUUCCAGCCUCAGAAUUUUAUACAAGCCAUUGAAUUAGAUAGAUAGAUAGAUAGAUAGAUAGAUAGAUAGAUAGAUAGAUAGAUAGAUAGAUAGAUAGAUAGAUAGAUAGAUAGAUAAUUUUGUUUUGUAAUUUCAAGGAAUUUCCCUGCCUUCACCGAACUAAGCAGAUGAAAGAAAGUCAGAAUAGUUUUGCCACUUCAGCAGAAAUCCUUAAAAAUUAAAAUAUACAAACAGAUCUGGUGAAGAUUCUCAGAAGUGGAGUCAGCGCCUUCCAAGGACCUUGCUUGCCACGGUUAUUAAGUGAAUCACUGCAGUUGUUAAGUUAGCAGCGUGUCAGAAGGUUGCACAAGGGGAUCACGUGACCCCGGGACACGGCAACUGUCCUAAGUACAAGUCAGUUUCCAAACCUCUGAAUUUUGUCCACCUGACCGCGGGGAUGCUGCGACAGUCGUAAACGUGAAAAAAAUCGUCCUCAGUCACUUUUGUCAGUACCGUUGUGACUUAGGACGGUCGCUAAAUGAACCAUUAUAAGUCGAGUGUGUCAGGGUCCUUGUUUGUUUCAUUUUGGUUUUUCUUCUCCAGGAGCGUCUUAGUAAAAGACAUUUGGGAAGGAAGAAGCAGCGUGAAGGUGCACAAUUUUGGGGAGACCCAUGGAUAAGGAGAUCUUUCUGGUGACUUUGUUGAUCUUCUCUGCUGGAUCGCAAGUCCUGGGUGGAAUGAAGGAUAAGGAAGCCAGGAAGAUAUUCCGAGAAGUGGAAGGAACGGCUUUCAAGAGGAAAAAAAGCCCGAGAUCGGUCGGACCAGAAAAUCAGAGCAACCCUGGGCUCUCCUUGAGGUCGUCAGACACCUGUCCGAAAGGCACGCACCGCCGCAUGGACAAGUGUUCAAAGUGCAAACGUUGCACAGACGACAAUACAAUUGUGGCGCAGGAAUGCCGAGACAACCAGGACACGGUGUGUAGUUGCGCGGCGGGCUAUUUCAAUGACGAGGGUGUUCACCACAUCUUAAACUGCAGGAAAUGUACAAACUGCGCAUCUCUGCACAAGAAGACGGCGCAGGCCUGCCGCCAAGACGAGGACGCCGAGUGCAAAUUCUGCCUUCCUGGCUUCUGCGAGGAUAAAAAGACCUGCGUGCCGUGUGCAACGGAAACCGCUGCCUUGGCCAAUUUGGGAGAAAAAGCAGUGUUUGCCUCCACGAUGGCUCCUGGUAGGAUCGGCUCGACUCCCAGCAGGAUUGCCAAAGAUGAGCAGUGCAACGUGGCAUGUAAAAUCGCUGUAGGUGCCUGUGGGUGCAUUUUCCUUCUGGUGGGGGCCCUGAUUCUCUAUUUUAAGAAAAGAAAAAUGACUUCUCAUCAGGAAAAGCCUGUCCCUGCUCCGAAUAUCUACAUUAGCAGCCCCUAUUUUGGCUCUCCGGUUGCCUCCCUUCCUGAGACAGUCAUGCUGGUGGACAAAGCCCCUCCACCUUCCCGCUCGCUGCAACAAGGCCGGAAGCUGUACACCGUGAUCAACGCCGUGCCCGUCCGCCGGUGGAAGGAGUUUGUGAGGGGCUUGGGCCUGCAGGACAGUGAAAUUGAGCUGGUGGAACUGGAGCACUCUCAGUUCCGCGAGCAGCAGUACGAGAUGUUAAAACGCUGGUGUCAGCAGCGGGGGCCCUCAUUGGAGGCUAUUUUGGACACCCUGGAGGCCAUGCAGUUGGGCGGCUGUGCCCAGGAACUGAGGGAGAAGCUGCAGAGGGAGCAUUUGUGGGGCAACCCAUAAAGCUGACGGUGAUGGGGACUGUCCUUGUACGGGCAGGUAACGUCUUGGUUGAGUCGGUGUACGAGUGGCAGAAUGGGAAGACUCGCACGACCACAACCAUCUCGGUGUAGCCAACGCGCUACAGUCUUCAUGCCAUGGCUAACUCGCCGUGGAAUAGCUUGCUGAGGUCCAUUUGGCACAGAACUCACCGCGGACAAUUCUACGCAGAGUAACUCAACACAAUAAAUGUUACCCGCCACUGUUUCUUCAACAUUAUUUUUGUGGAACUAGGCAAAAUGGAAAUUACAUUGCAGAAACAGUGGCGGAUAACAUUUAUCGCAUUGAGUGCGUAGAAUUUCUCCUACGGUGAGUUGGCCGUAGUGAGGUGUCCUAGACCCACAAGCAUAGUGUUACAUUGUUGCUGACGUAUGAUUCCAGCCUGGAAAUGCUCAGGUCUGAACUCCAAUGGACAGUACCCAGUUGCUUGAGCUCUCCGCCUCGUUCACAGCCCAUUCAUCUUGUACAUAACCGUCAACCUCGUUGGUAACUUGCUAGUUCGUCUUCUGUGCAAAAGAUACCCCAUGGAUUUUGUGGAGGCAAAGCAUGAGCACACAGCGGGCGACUCGUGACGUAUCUUGGCAGAGCCAUCAAAAUCAUUUUGCCUAACACCGGACAACUCGCUACCUUUUCGACAAAGCCAAUAAUCCUGUUUUGUCUAACAGUAGGAUCAACAUUGCUUUUUGGACAGAUCGGUCCGAUAUAACGCUACCCAACUCGAGGUAUUACUUGAAUUUUAUUACGGUAUUUCUGUUUGGAACGCCAGAAUGCAAGAAGUCCUCAAUUUGAAAACAUUCUAAUGUGAAUCUGUAGUCACUGAUCUCCCCACCACAACCCCAGUGGCUCACAUUCAAAAAGCAAGCAUGCCUACCUCACAGGUUACGAGGUUAUGAGAUUCGCUCGCUCUGAAGGGUUCAGACACCGCAACAGGUAGUAGACAUUGUAUGUCACUUUUAAAUAAACUUUUAAUCUGUUCUUCAUGGGGAACAAGGCAACGAUAUUCUGGAAAGCAGUUUUUCUUACUGUGACACUAACGUGCUUCAGUAAGAGCGCCCCACUUUCCUUGCCUAGUUGGGGGGCACAAAUCAUUGUUUUCCCCACUAGCAAAGUUCUUUCCUUUAGGGUUGCCCUGUUUUGGGGGUGCAAUCUUGCUGUGCCCAAUCCGUUUGCAAAGCAUUUCUUGUCAGGAGUUGCAAAAUGGUUUUAUUUGCCCAGGAUCUGGGUUUGGGCUGAACGAAUGGACCUUUAACAAAAUGAGCAAACGAGAGGGACAGAUCCC
This is a messenger RNA of Crotalus tigris (Tiger rattlesnake), 4430 nucleotides long. It is a transcript of the gene TNFRSF25, whose product is annotated as TNF receptor superfamily member 25. Bases 2009 to 3115 code for a protein of 368 amino acids. NCBI's taxonomy places the organism in Eukaryota, Metazoa, Chordata, Lepidosauria, Squamata, Viperidae. Gene Ontology annotation, biological process: signal transduction. Gene Ontology annotation, molecular function: protein binding. Gene Ontology annotation, cellular component: plasma membrane. The transcript has 9 exons. The record is from RefSeq and is a predicted model, not a curated record.